Rhea pennata is the source of this 1434-nucleotide messenger RNA. It is a transcript of the gene MEIOB, whose product is annotated as meiosis specific with OB-fold. The transcript has 13 exons. NCBI's taxonomy places the organism in Eukaryota, Metazoa, Chordata, Aves, Rheiformes, Rheidae. The record is from RefSeq and is a predicted model, not a curated record. Gene Ontology annotation, molecular function: single-stranded DNA 3'-5' DNA exonuclease activity; single-stranded DNA binding. Bases 1 to 1434 code for a protein of 477 amino acids. Gene Ontology annotation, biological process: resolution of meiotic recombination intermediates.
AUGGCUUAUUUCAGUUCAACACGGGACUUUGUUGCACUUUCAGAUCUGCAUCCAAAUCUUGCUCGCCCUAAUGUAAUCGGUGUGGUUAUUGGGAAAACAGAUGUCAGAGGCUUUCCAGACAGAAAAAACAUUGGAUCUGAAAGAUACACCUUCAGUUUUACUAUUCGUGAUUCACCAACUUAUUUUAUAAAUGUAAAUUCUUGGGGCAAAGAAGACUAUAUCAGAUCACUUUCAGAAAGCUUUAGAGUUGGUGACUGUGUUACAAUUGAAAAUCCUUUAGUUCAGACGAAGGAAACAGAAAGGGAAGAAAAGUUCAACCCUGUAACUCCUAGUUCCUACAAAUUACUGAUCAGUGAAAAUCACUCAGUGGUCAAAACUUGUUCCUCUUAUGAAAUGGACACCAGCCUACUUUCUCUGUUGCAUUUGCCUGUCAAGGACCCUCAGGAUUAUUAUUCACUGGGUGACAUCAUUGCAAAUGGACAAAGCCUCAAUGGAAGAAUCCUUAAUUUACUUGCAGCUGUAAUGUCAGUUGGAGAGCCAAAGUAUUUUAUCACUCCAGACAAAAGAAAAGGUCAGAGGUGUGAAGUAAAGCUGUAUGAUGAAACAGAGAUGUCUUUUCCAAUAGUAUGUUGGGAUAAUGAAUCUAUCCAGCUUGCACAAAGUUGGAUUCCACGAGAAACAGUAAUAUUUGCAUCAGAUGUGAGAAUAAAUUUUGACAAAUUUAGAAACUGUAUGACUGCAACUGUGAUAUCAAAAACCAUUAUUACAACUAAUCCAGACACAGCAGAAGCAAAUAUUCUCUUCAGCUUCCUAAAAGAGAGUGCGCAGUCAGGAGCUUUGCUCAAUAAAAUGGAGGAGCAAUCAAAAGAAUCCACUAACUUGGAGACUAUAGUUGAUGUUUAUACUGUGGAACAGCUGAAAGUAAAAGCUUUACAGAAUGAUGGGAAACUUGAACCUGUCUAUGGCAUUAUUUAUGGCUACAUUUCUACACUGGACAUUGAUAAUGAUGCAUCUAAAGUUAUUCGCAACAGAUGUUCAACGUGCCGUUGUGUAGUGAAUGAAAUGUCAAACACAUGCAUUUUCUGUGGUGAUAUCUCUUCAGACUCAAAGUCAACUUUUACAAGCUUUGACAUACUCGUUGAUCUGUCAGAUCAUACAGGAACUCUUUAUUCUUGUUACCUCUCUGACUGUGUAGCUGAGGAAACAUUAGGCUGCACAGUCCAUGAGUUCCUAACUCUAACAGAAGACAAGAAGACUGCAUUGAAAUGGCACCUUCUUUUGGAACGAAGCAAGAUUUAUUUUAAACUUACUUUGUCACCCAGUUGGAGAACUGGAUUGAAAGUGAACGUACUUUCGUGUAAACUGGCAGACCCUAUAGAGGCAAGUCAGAGCUUGUUGCAAAAAGGAAAAAGAUUACACUAUAUGUCUUGUUAA